Molecule: messenger RNA, 1666 nt
Organism: Sardina pilchardus (European sardine)
Lineage: Eukaryota; Metazoa; Chordata; Actinopteri; Clupeiformes; Clupeidae
Gene: galk2
Product: galactokinase 2
Exons: 10
Coding region: 161-1537 (458 amino acids)
Biological process (GO): carbohydrate phosphorylation; galactose metabolic process
Cellular component (GO): cytoplasm; cytosol
Molecular function (GO): ATP binding; galactokinase activity
Source: RefSeq, a predicted model, not a curated record
GACUCUAGGCAGAUCCUCUUCCGUGUGUUUGGGGAAAAAAACAGCUGAACAAAGGUAUGACAGUCAGCUGACUACAUGAAGGAAACGGCAUUAUUGCAGGGAUAGUGUUGGUUUCAGUUGAUUUGAUCUCAGAUUAGCACAUCUCCACACGGGAAAAGAUAUGACAUCUCACCCGCCCAAGCUGAAAGUGCAACUCUCUAGAAAUGAAAGGCUGCAGCGACUCAAGGAGACUUUUCAGGAAAAGUAUGGGGAGCCCGUACUCUUCUAUGCAUGUGCACCUGGACGGGUAAACUUAAUAGGAGAACAUAUUGACUACUGUGGGUAUGCUGUGCUUCCUAUGGCCAUUGAGCAGAACAUCCUGGCUGCUGUCUCAGUGAAUAACAGUCAAACAAUUCAGCUGGCCAACACGAAUGAAAAAUACCAGGACUUCACUGUAUCAUCCGACAGCAUUGCCAUCGACCGAAACAACCCUCAGUGGCAAUAUUACUUUCUAUGUGGAGUGAAGGGGAUUCAGGAGCAUCUGGGCGUGUCUCCGCUGGCGGGCAUGCGGUGCGUGGUGGACGGAACUAUCCCCGCCAGCUCCGGCCUCUCCAGCUCCAGCGCGCUGGUCUGCUGUGCUGGGCUCGUCACCAUGGAGGCCAACCGCCAGGCUCGCUCAAAAGUGGAGCUGGCAGAGGUGUGUGCCAAGUGUGAGCGCUACAUUGGCACCGAGGGCGGCGGCAUGGACCAGUCCAUCUCUUUCCUGGCGGAGGAGGGAACGGCCAAACUGAUCGAGUUCAACCCGCUGCGGGCCACCGACGUGUGUCUUCCUGACGGAGCCGUGUUUGUGAUCGCCAACUGCUGCGUGGAGAUGAACAAGGCGGCGUCGUCGCACUUCAACAUCAGGGUGGUGGAGUGCCGCAUAGCAGCCAAGGUGCUGGCGAAGGCGGGAGGCCUGCAGUGGGAGCGCGUGCAGAGGCUCGGGGAGGCGCAGGAGCAGCUGGGGCUGAGUGUGGAGGAGGCGCAGGGCCGCGUGGAGGAGGUGCUGCACCCAGAGCCCUACACCAGGCAGGAAGUGAUGCGCCUCCUGGGCGUCUCCGCCCAGCAGCUCAGCGACCACAUCCUCAGCGCCAACACACAGCAAGUGGCCCAGUUUAAGCUGUACCAGCGUGCGCGGCAUGUGUACGGGGAGGCGGCGCGUGUGCGGCGCUUUAAGAGUGUGUGUGACGCGGCUCCAGAGGACGCGCUGCUGCAGCUGGGUCAGCUGAUGAACCAGAGCCACCACAGCUGCAGGGACCUCUACGAGUGCAGCUGCACACAGCUCGACCAGCUGGUGGACAUCUGCCUGCAAGCAGGAGCCGUGGGGUCCAGGUUAACUGGAGCCGGUUGGGGAGGAUGCUCCGUUUCCAUGGUACCGGCUGAAAAGAUCGACUCUUUCCUCCGCACCGUGAGGGAGAAAUACUAUCUGCCCGACGCCCGCCUCGCGGCCCUGGAGAAGCACAGUCUGUUUGUCACCAGGCCAGGAGGGGGCGCUGCUAUCUAUACGGAGGGCCAAUGAGAGGGCCCAGGCCCUGUAGUCCUCUCAGGCCCUGUAGUCCUCUCAGGCCCAGAGCUCUGGUCAGAUAUGUCUGCCCUCUGGCCAAGAACAGGAAAAGAAAAUAAAGAAAAGGUGCAAACUGCAUCACUA